Chelmon rostratus (copperband butterflyfish) is the source of this 1553-nucleotide messenger RNA. RefSeq names its product peripheral myelin protein 22-like. The transcript is spliced from 5 exons. Gene Ontology annotation, cellular component: plasma membrane. The record is from RefSeq and is a predicted model, not a curated record. Bases 153 to 623 code for a protein of 156 amino acids. Lineage: Eukaryota; Metazoa; Chordata; Actinopteri; Chaetodontiformes; Chaetodontidae.
CUGGGGUGUGUGAGCCACAUCUGGAAUAGUAGCUACAGAGAAAGAGUCGAGAGGAGCAGAUCCCCGCUGAUUCUUCCCCAGCUCUUCACUCCGGCGCUCCCCUUCCACGGACUCAAAACCUCUCGCUUUGCCUUUUCUUAUCUACUUGAAAAAUGCUGCUCAUCCUGCUCGGAGUGCUCAUCCUGCACCUUAUCGCCCUCAUUCUCCUCAUUGUGUCAACAGCAGCCAGCACCUGGUCUGUAGGUGGAGACAAGAGCACGGAUCUAUGGUACAGUUGCAUGACAAUCAAUGGGGGCUACCACUGCACACCAGCCAGCAAUGAAGACUGGAUCCAGGCAGUCCAAGCCCUCAUGAUCCUGUCCAUACUCUUCUGCUUCUUCUCCCUCAUUGCGUUCUUGUAUCAGCUGUUCAGGCUGGUCAAGGGCGGGCGCUUCUUCUUCACCGCCAUCUUCCAGAUCUUGGCAAGUGUGUUCGUGAUGUGCGGGGCGAUCAUCUACACCGUGAUGAGCCCGAACGACCAACCCGGGACGCAGUUCGGCUACGCCUACGUGCUGGCCUGGGUGGCCUUCCCUCUCUGCCUCAUCAGCGGCCUCAUUUAUAUCGUCCUGAGGAAGAAAGAAUGAGAGAGGGAGCGGAGGAGGAAAGAGGAGGGGUGGUAAGGAGACCCCUCACAACAACAUCGCACUGUGCCUACUGCCCACAGACCAUAGACUGACAUCCCGACAAUACAACAAAGGUGCAUGUGUCACUAACAAUUAGGCGUUUAUCACUGCUGGGGAUCAUUUUUAGCUGUAUUUUGGUUCAUUGUGUUCCCAUCACAUGCUGAACAAUAUCACACCUGUUUGCUUUGUGAAUUCUAACAAAGGCCGAUCGUCACUGCACAUGUUUCAUGCGGUGACUUCAAAAUGUGUUUAGAAAGGCGUUUGGUGACAUAUUGACUUUUGUUGCAUGCUGGCACCCGACUCCCACAAAUCCAUCGUGCGUGAUAACAAAGACGAGUAAUCCUGCCUCGCUUCAGUACAAAGAUGUACAUAGUGUCUGUGGUUUUUAGACAUAUUUAUAACAUUUUUACAUACAAUUUGUACAUAGUGUUGUCAAGUUAACAUUGUCAUGCCCAUUUACGUGAUAGAGUUCGUGUCUCUCACAAAUCAUGCAGCUGUGCCAAAGAGGUGUCGCUUCAACUGCCAGAGUAUCAAGCUUUUCAAGUGUGUUUUUUGAGUGUCAAACGCUUUGAACUAUGUGCCUUACUCAGAAUAGCUGUGUUCUUCUUGAAGGAAACGAGAACAUCCUCAGAAACGAAAACAUGAAAGUUAAGAAGUGUUCGUAAACUCAUGAAGUUUUUCUGAAUUAUCAUUGUACUUGAUACGCCAAAUAAACCUUUUUUUUAAUGCAUUUAGUAAUCUAGUCUUGAAAAAUGGUGCUUUUUAUCUACUAUUCUUGAAAUGUAUACUUUGUGUUGCAAGUGUGUCGUGUCCUGUGAUUAAUUUGCUUUGUACAAACCUACGUUUGCAUUUUUUUGACAGUAUUCUUCUAAAUAAACCCUUUGAAAUUAA